Molecule: messenger RNA, 2551 nt
Organism: Priapulus caudatus
Lineage: Eukaryota; Metazoa; Priapulida; Priapulimorpha; Priapulimorphida; Priapulidae
Product: peroxisomal targeting signal 1 receptor-like
Exons: 17
Coding region: 164-2032 (622 amino acids)
Biological process (GO): protein import into peroxisome matrix, docking
Cellular component (GO): peroxisomal membrane; cytosol
Molecular function (GO): protein binding
Source: RefSeq, a predicted model, not a curated record
GUGAUGGAAGGAAAUAAUAAAAACAGAAGGUUUUGUUCAGCCUGAUGCACUUUAUUUAGUGUAGGUAGGCUACGAGAGCGUGUGUGUUUGUAUAUUAGUUGUGAAGAUAAAGAUGUAGAAUUUAGGUGAAAUUCAGCUACUUGUUACGAAGCCAACAGUCGCCAUGGCGAUGCGAGAGCUGGUAGAUGGUGAGUGUGGGAUGGCUAAUCCUCUAAUGAAGCUGACGUCACAUUUCACACAAGACAGAGCAUUUUCCCAGGAGGGACUCAAGUCCGGUCGCAGUGCUGCAUUCCCACAACGUGGCUCACUAGCACAAAUUGGUGACGAGAAGCAGCUUGUGAAUGAGUUCUUGGCGGACCAGCAAGUAUGUUCUGCUCCGCGCUCCUUCAGAAUGGAUACUCUCCUGCAAGAGAUGAGAGAAAUAGAGGAUGGGAGGCACAGACAUGCACCGCUCACAGCACCAGGAAUAGCAGCCCUAACAACUGGAGAUGCAGCUCAAAGCUGGGCUGCCGAAUUAUUAAUGGAAGAUGGGAACAUCCCUGACUCUGACUGGACGCAGGAGUUCAACCAGGAGCGAAGUCAGAUGCUUAAUCCGGGUGUUAUUCACGACACAAAGUGGGCAGAGGAGUACUUGGAGCAGACUGAGAAAGAACCCGAGUGGUUGGAUACCGAUCUUCAGGAGGCAGAAGGUCAGUGGCUACAGGAGUACAAAGCCCAAGAUGAUACUGAACUACAGAGAGCAGCCAACGAGUUGCUGGGCAGUGUAGACGACCCAAAGUUCUCGGAAACAGAGUUCAUGAAGUUCAUUGGGAAGGUAGGAGAUGGGGAUGUCACAUUCGAUAAAACUGGACAAGUGAAAACGACGGACCAGGCAGAUAAAUGGGUUGACGAAUUCUCUAAGAAAACACAAAGUAGUUCGAAUCCGGAGCAGUGGACGAGGGAGUUUGAGUCUGCACAAGCGCCGGUUAGAACUGAGGAGGCAGAUGUUGAUUUCUGGGAAAGGCUACAGAAAGAAUGGGAAACAUUAGCACACAAUAGUGCUGAGGAACAUCCAUGGUUGUCUGACUUUGAGGAAACAGUGAACCAAUACAAGGAGUACAAGUUUGAGAACGAGAAUCCUCUGCUUGAUCACAAGAAUGCGUUUACCGAGGGCUUGGAGAGGCUGAAGCAAGGAGACCUGCCCAACGCCGUGCUCCUAUUUGAAGCAGCUGUUCAGGCCGACCCGUCACACGCACAGGCAUGGCAAUACCUUGGCACAAGUCAGGCAGAGAAUGAACAGGAACCAGCUGCUAUUGCUGCACUGAGGAAGUGCUUGAACCUGGACGAGAAGAACGAUGCGGCACUGAUGGCUCUAGCCGUCAGCUACACAAACGAAGGCAUGCACCAUCAGGCGUGCGAGACACUGAAACGAUGGCUGAAGAACCAGCCGGCUUACGGCACGCUGGUGCCACAAGAGGGUGCCAAGAGCACGAGCGCAUCUUCAUUUCUUAGCGGGCCCGAGCAUGCGGAAGCUACAAGCAUGUUCAUGGCUGCCGCUAGACAAAACCCUGAACAGCUGGAUCCUAAUAUUCAGUGUGGAUUGGGAGUUUUGUUCAACAUGUCGGGAGAGUAUGACAAGGCCAUAGACUGUUUCAAAGCUGCCCUCAGUGCAAGACCAGAUGAUGCCUUGUUGUGGAAUAGAUUGGGAGCUACAAUGGCCAAUGGUGGGAGAAGUGAAGAAGCUAUCAACGCAUACGACCAUGCUCUCCAGCUCUCCCCCGGCUUCAUACGUUCGCGCUACAAUCUGGGAAUCAGCUGCAUAAACCUAGGAGCUCACAGAGAGGCGGUUGAGCAUUUCCUAACAGCGCUCAACAUGCAGAAGUCGGGCAUCGGACCGAGCGGACAGCGCGCGGCCAUGUCUGACAACAUAUGGACAACACUGCGCAUGACCGUCUCCCUGAUGGGUCGCAGUGACCUAUACGAACUGGUGGAACGGCGAGAAUUAGACAUGCUUUCUACAGAGUUUGGUGUUGGUAGCUUGCCCGUCACCUAACUUUCCUCGCGCGUACUCGGACCAACGCAAGGUGCUACUGCAACACAGUAUUAGUAGGUGAGGGUUCCAGUCACACUGGGAUUAGAAUAGCCCCUGAAGUGCCUGCACGUGUGAUUUUUGCAUUGGGACAUUCGCCCGGUUCAUACAGUCACAAGCAUCACCCAAUCUGCAUCGUCAGAUAAUAAUAUGAACUAAAGAAAUGCCUCUGCCGGCGCUACGGGCGUACGGUACGUCUAACGUUACUAGUCUUCCGUGCUUUCCUCUACCUAUGCGUAUGCAGCGUGCAGACGGUUGGGAGGGGGGGGGUAGGAGCGCUGGUGAGCGCAUGGUGGCUUCACGUUGGUUUAAAGAGUAACCUUAACCAUGGCAAAUGGUCAAUGUACUAGGCUUGCACUCGGAGCGCAGGAAGUGCCGAGAUGAACCGAUAGCCAGCGUGGGUGGCGGUAACUACUGCAGAUGGGGUCGUUGUCAUAUCAGGUACUACAGAUAUGUGCCCGAGGUAGUUUUAGGUCGUUUAGU